GAUGAAUCUGAUGGAAAAUGGAAGUGCAAUGAUUGAUCAUAGUUCGCUCUUGUGUCUACUUAAUAUCGAACAUUCUCUAGAAUUCCAGUAUUAAGAAAUUUGAAAGAUGUUUGAGAAUAAUCCAGGCCGACAGACUUCUCCCGUGACCUUCAAAAUGGACUACAGUAUACCUACGAUGACACCAUUUGACACCCCGCCCAAUAUUACUUAUUUACCUUCGAUGGCAUUCAAGAAACCCACACAAGACGAGAAAUCUAUUACUCAAAUUCACGACGCGGCAACAUUGGAGGGCCAGCAAAUUGGUGCUAUCCUGCCAAUCAGGAGAGCAUUAAAAGCCACGGCUUUCUGUUCACCGCUUGCAAGAGUCGGUGAUUAUGUCGAAAUUCUGGCAUAUUACAAUGUCAGUCAAGUUGAAGUUAAGAAUAUUCGUACUAGUAUGUCAGGAACCAUCGACUGGGAGGAUCUACUUCCGGUUCCCUACGAUGGAAAAUGCGGUUGCUUGGGUGGAGGAUGUCGAUGUAUCUACGAAACUUGGCAAGCGUAUUCGGCACGCCGUCCACCAAGACUGAUGCCCGUAUAUGGUGUUCAGGAUAUGAGUGGAAUAUAUGGUAUGGAUUUCACACUUCCCACAGAGGAGGACUGGGCACAGGUUGAUGACAUGUACACCAAAACUUACUCAUCGACAGUCUCUCCUCCUCAGACUUCUAAUGAUCCAAAUUCCUCGCUAUACACAACCAAUUUUACAACAAAGACACUUCCAGAAGUACACGAUCCCCUAACAAUCGCUGGGCAAACACCCGGAGCCAUCGUAGCUGUGAAACAACAUGCUCACCUUCCUCACGACUUUGGCCCAGUUCUCGAGACCGAGAUUGGAGACCACUGUAAAUUUCUCGAAGCCUGCGAACAUGGUUGGGGCAAAGUGAAGGUCAAAAAUCUCCGCACUGGGAAGGAAGGAUAUCUGCGAUGGCAAGCUUUCAAACCGGUUAAUUCGAGAAAUACAUGUUCUUGUCUUAAAGCUUGGUGCUAUUGCGAGUAUGAUGAUUUUGAGAAGAGCAAAGCGUACUGCGAAGCCGCCCAUAAAGCAUGAGCUUGAGUGGGGUUGUGUUGGAUGACGCAAUGAUGAUAUGACUGACUGAUAGAAAUCGCUAGAUAGGAAAAUGGAUACCCACUUCACUUGGAUACUUUAGGAAACAUGGGACUUAGUGUGCAUUCGUUCUGAAAAUUUACUUGUUGCA
Molecule: messenger RNA, 1235 nt
Organism: Botrytis cinerea B05.10
Lineage: Eukaryota; Fungi; Ascomycota; Leotiomycetes; Helotiales; Sclerotiniaceae
Exons: 1
Coding region: 107-1087 (326 amino acids)
Source: RefSeq, a predicted model, not a curated record